AUGGCUACAGCUGCCGCUGCUCGUACCCUCAGCAGGGCUAUCCCACGAAGCACUGCUUCCGCCACAACCUCUUUGCGUCUCGCCGCCCGUCCUUCGAGAAACAAUGCUGCUAAGCGGUUCUUCCAAAACUCCUCCCGACGCCACUACUCCUCGGAAAACCCAACUCCCGAACCUCCCAAGUCCAGCAACACCGGCGUGAUUGUCGGAGCCACUGCCGCAGCUGCACUGCUCGCAGGUGGCUUCUACUACUACAGCAGCCAGGGAGGCGAGAUUGAGAUUCCUGAGGUGCACGUCAAGAAGGGAAGCGCAGGAGAAACAGUUGGUCUUCUCACGCCCACAAAUGAAGAUUACCAGAAGGUCUACGACGCAAUUGCCAAGCUGUUGUGGGAGAAGGAUGACUACGACGACGGUUCUUACGGCCCAGUCCUGCUUCGAUUGGCAUGGCACGCAUCGGGCACCUACGACGCCGCAACCGGUACCGGUGGCAGCAACGGUGCCACUAUGCGUUUCGCUCCCGAAGGCGAUCACGGUGCCAAUGCUGGCUUAAAAGCUGCCCGCGACUUUCUUCAGCCUGUCAAGGAGCAAUUUCCAUGGAUUUCAUACUCCGACCUCUGGACUCUGGCCGGUGUUUGCGCUGUGCAAGAGAUGCAAGGACCUGGCAUCCCCUGGCGCCCAGGUCGAAAAGACCGCGACGUCGCCUUCUGCACACCUGACGGCCGUUUGCCCGACGCUUCAAAAGACCAGAACCACAUCCGCGCUAUUUUCGGACGCAUGGGCUUCAACGACCAAGAAAUGGUCGCCUUGUCUGGCGCUCAUGCUCUAGGCCGAUGCCACACCGACCGCUCCGGCUUCGAUGGACCUUGGACUUUCUCCCCUACCGUCAUGACCAACGACUACUUCCGACUUCUGCUCGAGGAGAAGUGGGGCUGGCGAAGCUGGAACGGACCUAAGCAGUACCAGGAUGCCACUAGCAAGAGCUUGAUGAUGUUGCCCACCGAUAUCGCCUUGAUCAAGGAUCCCAUCUUCAUGAAGUAUGUCCAACAGUACGCAAAGGAUAACCAGUCUUUCUUCGACGACUUCUCCAAUGUCGUCACCAAGCUCUUCGAGCUGGGUGUGCCGUUUGAGAGCAAGCCUGAGGACAGAAUCCGAUUCAAGUCUACUCAUGAGGCCGAGGCAGCGAACUAA
Molecule: messenger RNA, 1185 nt
Organism: Exophiala viscosa
Lineage: Eukaryota; Fungi; Ascomycota; Eurotiomycetes; Chaetothyriales; Herpotrichiellaceae
Product: cytochrome c peroxidase
Exons: 1
Coding region: 1-1185 (394 amino acids)
Biological process (GO): cellular response to oxidative stress; response to reactive oxygen species; hydrogen peroxide catabolic process
Molecular function (GO): heme binding; peroxidase activity
Source: RefSeq, a predicted model, not a curated record